This is a messenger RNA of Rhododendron vialii, 2696 nucleotides long. RefSeq lists its product as uncharacterized. NCBI's taxonomy places the organism in Eukaryota, Viridiplantae, Streptophyta, Magnoliopsida, Ericales, Ericaceae. The record is from RefSeq and is a predicted model, not a curated record. Bases 358 to 1782 code for a protein of 474 amino acids. The transcript has 2 exons.
AAUUAUACUCUGUUGAAGUUUGUUAUUGAGGUAUUUAAUAUGAAGGUAACAAACCAUUGGACCAAUAAAUCGCUUGAUAUGUUCUUGAAGUUCCAGAUUAAUCUUUUACCAGAAGGUAAUUUAGUUCCCAAGAACACAUACGAGGCAAGGAAGUUAUUGUCUGGCUUAGGCUUGUCAUACGAGCUCAUCGAUGCCUGCAUAAAUGAUUGUAUACUCUUUAGGAAUGAAAAUGCAGCAUUGGAUAGAUGUCCAAAGUGCAAUGUGUAGAGGUACAAGAUCAAUUGUGCUAGGGGAAAGAAGAUUGCGCGUAAGAUUUUGCGUUACUUCCCUUUGACACCAAGAUUAAAACGGUUGUUCAUGUCUAGAGCGAUAGCCGAGGCCAUGAGAUGGCACAUGAAUAAUCCUACUGAUGGUGAGGAAUCCGGGCAUCCAGCCCACAGUGAUGAGUGGAAGGAGUUUGAUGUUAAGCAUCCUGAGUUUGCUUGUGAGGCUCGCAAUGUGAGACUAGGAAUAGCAACUGAUGGGUUCAACCCUUUCGGUAACAUGAGCAACUCUUAUAGCAUGUGGCCUGUCAUUCUUAUUCCAUACAACCUGCCACCAUGGUUGGUUAUGAAAGAUUCGUUCUUCAUGCUGACAUUGCUUAUUCCAGGGGAUAAACAACCCGGGAUCGAUAUCGAUGUUUAUUUGAGACCUUUGGUUGAUGAGUUGAAGGAGUUGUGGCACACUGGUACAUUAACUUAUGACGCAGCAAGUUGUGAAUGGUUCCAAAUGCGUGCAGCUUUUUGGUGGACAUUACAUGAUUGGCCAGCAUUGGGUGACAUCUCAGGGUGGAGAACAAAGGGCCAUUAUUCUUGUUAUACUUGCAACGAUGAACCAUAUUUUGAGUCAUUGAGAAGUAAGACUGCGUACACAAAUCAUCGAGCCUACUUGCCGGAAGAUCAUGCAGAACGGAGAAAAAGGCUGGCCUAUAAUGGUAAGCCCGAGAAUCGGAAGAGGUCCUUAGAGUUGCCGCUGGAAAAGAUACAAGAGCAAUUGAACAAUGUAAGGGGGGUCAUCUUCGGAAAGAAUCCAGCAAAUAAGAAAAGGAAACGUCACAAACCGAAUUGGACAAAGAGAAGUAUUUUGUAUGAACUAACGUAUGUGGAGGAUAGGAAACUUCUACACAACAUUGAUGUCAUGCAUUGUGAGAAAAAUUUUAGUGAAAAUAUUGUUGGAACAAUGUUGGGCAUUGAUGGAAAGAAUAAGGACACGGACAAGGCACGAAAGGAUUUGGAAGAUAAGGGCAUACGAAAAGAUCUGUGGUUGACACAACGUCCCGACGGAUCAUAUGUCAAACCUUGUGCGAGCUUUGCGCUAACCCCUAAUGAGAGGGAGGCUUUCUUUGAAUUCUUGAAAUCGGUCAAGUAUCCAGAUGGCUAUGCAGCAAACAUAUCAAGGUCCUUGAAUUCAACUAAUGGUAGACUAACUGGCCUAAAAAGUCAUGACUACCAUAUACUUAUACAACAGAUUCUUCCAAUUGGGAUGCGUGGUUUUGUGGAUAAGGAAAUUAGUACAACAUUAUUUGAGUUGGGUAGUUUCUUCCAAGACCUUUGUUCUAAGACAUUGAGACGUAGUGAAUUGGAGAAAUUAGAAGAACGUAUAGUGCUCAUACUAUGCAAGCUUGAAAAGAUCUUUCCUCCCGCCUUCUUUGACGUGAUGGUCCACUUAGCUGUUCACUUACCACGUGAAGCCAUACUUGGAGGACCAGUACAUUAUCGGUGGAUGUACCCAAUAGAAAGGUAAUUGUAACAAACAUAAUUAUUGAUUGAAAAGGGUCAUUGUUUUACAUGUUUAAUCUUACUCUUAACUGGUCUUGAAGGUUCCUUGGAACUCUGAAACAGUUUGUUUCUAAUCGAGCUCGACCAGAAGGUUCGAUUGCAGAGGCUUACAUUGUCAAGGAGUGCAUUACUUUUUGCUCGAUGUAUCUUGAUGAGGUUGAAACCGUGCAUAAUCGAACUCAACGAAAUGAAGACUUUGGCGAACGUCGUAUAGGGUACACAGUAUUCACAGAGACAGCUCGUCCUUUUGGGCUAGUCACAAGGAAUGGCGAGAUGUCACAAGAACUCCGUGAUGUAGCUCAUUGGUUCAUUUUGUUAAAUAGCCCUGAGAUAGAGGAGUAUCUAGAGUACGUAGUUGACUUUUUUUAGUGGCUUUGAUGACAAUGAUAGUAUUUCGGCAAUUAAUGACAUUCUUUUUUGAAUAGGGAACACAAAAAAUUGUUGCAUGUUCCAAAUGGACAAAACAUAACCAGUGUGCAACGAAAAGUCUUUCCCAAGUGGUUCAAAGAGAAGGUAAAUCGGUUGAGGGCUAACAAGUCAAUAGAGGCGACUGAUGAACUAUGGUCAUUAGCAAAUGGUCCCAAUUUGCUAGUGAAGGAGCACUACGGUUGCAUAACUAAUGGGUUAAGGUUCCGUACGAGAGAAGUAGAUGACCGCCGUAGGAGUCAAAAUAGUGGCGUGCUUGCUCAUGGAGACCACGAGGGGAAGAUGCACAAGUAUUAUGGUCACUUGGUCAAAGUUUGGGAAUUCGAGUACAUGUGUGAGAAUACAGUCCUUUUGUUUCAAUGUGAGUGGUACAACACCGGCAACACAGGUCGAAAUGGCACUAUACGAACUGAUCAAUACUGCACAAGUAUUAAUGUCAAGAGUCGGUGGUGU